CAGCAACCAGCAAUCAGCAGAGGGGCAGUGCUCCUCGUCGCCUUUUUUGUGCACAGCUCCACCAUCAUCUCCACUCCGUUGGCCAUCACUUGCAUCGCUCUCUUUCUCCUUCUUUUUCUCAUCCUCAUCCUCACUCUCAUCUCGUUGGUACGACUGGACCCGCAUUCACCUUACGGGAGGGCCAACCGAUUCCGCUUCGACGCCACCCAAACAUCCCGCGUCAAUUGCUCAAUUCCCCCUUUCACACAAUCACGCACGCUCUUCCCCUCCUGUUCCAUCAACACUCCGCCCAUCAUAACCACGACGCGUCAACAAUUCCUCUCCUCCUCCUCUCACACAUCCUCCUCCGACACCCAUGUCGCUCGCCUCACCACUCCUGGGCACACCAUCAUCGCCCAGGUCUCCGCGGGCGUCACGGAGGCGCAACGGCUCCGUCUCCGAGUCACUGUCUUUCCUUAAGUCGCCCAUUCAAGCAUUGCUCAAUCUCCCGCCCAACGACCCCACAGAGACAAAGCACGAAGAAGCGCUCGGUGUAGUCAAAGAUGAGGACCGCCAGCGCGUCGAGUUGCGCAUUGGGGGCAUGACGUGUGGGGCAUGCGUCGCCGCUAUUGAAGGCCAGAUUAGCGGAAUGGACGGAAUUCUCAGCGUCCAGGUGUCACUGCUAGCAGAGCGUGCCGUCGUAGAGUACGACCCAGACUACGUCGACGCCAAAGGUGAGGGGUGGACAGACGCACGCAUCGCCGAGGAGAUUGAAGACGUCGGCUUCGACGCCGAGGUGGUGGAGAAGAGCGCAAUCAUCCCAGUCGAGCUCCGCGUGUACGGCAUCGAGGGACAUCCAGACAUCGCGCCGGACGUGAUCAAGGAACUGAGCACGCAGCCAGGAGUGUCCGACAUUGUGCUCGUUGCGCCAUUCCAGCACUUGUCCUUCCUCCACACGCCGACUCUCGCCAACCUCCGCGUCAUCCUCGACCAUCUCACCUCCAUCUUCCCCCAGCUCUAUGCCCUCCCCACAUCGAGCGAGAGCGACUCGCAGCUCGCGUCCCUCCGCAAGCUUCGCGAAACGGCACGCUGGCGUCGCACAUUCUUCAUCGCCCUCUGCUUCGCCAUCCCCAACUUCAUGAUCGGCAUGAUGCACAUGUACCUCCCUUUCCUGGGGUGGACGAAAAUGAAGCUCAUCAAGGGCAUCUACCUGGGGGAUGUGGUGUGUCUUCUCCUCACCAUUCCCGUGCAAUGCUUCCUUGCGCGCGCGUUCUACCGCGCCGCGUACAAGAGCUUGAAGCACGGCUCCGCGACCAUGGACGUCCUCGUCGUUUUCGGCACAACUGCCGCAUUCACUUACUCGGUCCUGUCCAUGUUCUUCGCCAUGUUCGCAUCGGACCCAAACUACAGGCCGAAGACCUUCUUCGACACCUCGACCAUGCUCAUCACGUUUGUCUCACUCGGCCGAUACAUCGAGAACCUUGCCAAGGGCAAGACCUCGGCCGCGCUUACUCACCUGAUGCAACUCUCCCCCUCGUCCGCCACGAUCUUCGUCGACCCCGAGAACUACCUCGGCGACGCUCCCACGCGCAAGAUCCCCACCGAGUUGGUUCAGGUCGGCGACAUGGUGCUCGUGACUCCAGGCGAGAAGAUGGCUGCGGACGGCGUCGUCGUCGCUGGUUCGACCACCGUUGACGAGUCUAUGGUCACCGGCGAGUCGCUCGCCCUUUCUAAGGAGGUUGGGUCACAGGUCAUCGGUGGCACCGUCAAUGGUCUCGGCACUGUCACCUUCCAUGUGACGCGCGCAGGCUCAGACACGACGCUCUCGCACAUCGUCAAGCUCGUUGAGGAUGCGCAGACUUCCAAGGCCCCCAUACAGCAGUUUGCUGACCGCGUCGCCGGCAUCUUCGUCCCGAUCGUCAUCACGCUAAGCCUGAUCACGUUCUUCGUAUGGCUUGCUAUCUCGCUCUUCAAGAGCCACCUUCCCAAGGCAUUUGACGCACCCGGCGAGUCAAAAUUCGGCGUCUGCCUCAAGCUUUGCAUCUCAGUCAUCGUCGUCGCUUGCCCAUGUGCGCUGGGCCUGUCUACUCCGACUGCGGUCAUGGUUGGUACUGGUGUCGGAGCGCAGAACGGAAUCCUCAUUAAGGGCGGAAGAGCCCUCGAAGCGUGCAAGGAUGUGCGCCGCGUCGUUCUGGACAAGACUGGCACUGUCACCGGUGGCAAGAUGGUUGUCGCGGAGGCAUGUUGGGCUCCCGCACAAGGCCCGGUCACCGAAGCUGGACUCACUUCCGCGCAAGCUUUGAGCUUAACCACCGCGGCUCCACCUCUGCAACGCCACGCCGUCAUGUCGCUUAUCGCGCUGGCUGAGUCUCGCUCUGAGCACCCUUUGGCUGUCGCUGUUGCCGCAUGGGCGCGCGAGCAGCUUUCGGAUGCUGGCCUUCCUCCGCCCAGCGGCAAUGUCACCGACUUUGAGGGUGUUCCGGGCGAGGGCAUUGAAGCAACCAUCAAGUUGCAUGGGCAGGAUGAGCGGGUGCGACUUGGCAAGGCCUUGUACGUGCUCCGCGAAAAGGCUGGGGAAGGUACGGCUCCUGUACCCCCGCUUCUGAAGUCGUUUGAGGAGGAACAGACGUCCGACGCCAACAUCGUUGUAUACGUCUCGGUGCUGCGCGGCGGAGAGGCCAUCCCCCUUCUCGCAGUUGCGCUCUCGGACACUCCCAAGCCAACAUCCACGCAGGCGAUCAGCGCAUUGCGGGCCAUGGGCGUCAAGGUGACGAUGCUCACAGGCGACUCGGAGGCUACGGCGCGUGCGAUCGCUCGCGCAGUUGGCAUCGAUGACGACGAGGUCUAUGCAGGUGUCAGCCCCAAAGGCAAGGCGACCAUCGUCCGCGAGCUUGACGCAGCGGACGGGGGCGGCGUUGCCAUGGUCGGCGACGGCAUCAACGACAGUCCGGCACUCGCAGCCGCAAGCUUAGGCAUCGCACUGGGUUCGGGCACUAGUGUGGCCAUGGAGGCGGCAGACGUCGUGCUCAUGAAGAACGACCUUCUUGACGUGGUAGCGGCGCUCGACCUCGGCCACACCAUCUUCCGCAAGAUCCAGACCAACUUGAUCUGGGCGUGCUGCUACAACGUCUUCAUGAUCCCGCUCGCAAUGGGCAUCCUCCUGCCGUGGGGCAUCCAUCUGCACCCAAUGAUGGCCGCCGCCGCUAUGGCAUUCAGCUCGGUCUCUGUCGUUUGCUCUUCUCUUACUCUAAAGUGGUGGCGCCGGCCGCUCGUCUCCAUCCCGCCUGGGGGGACUUACGAGCCGGGAGGCGUUCAGCGCGGGUUCGCGGAGCUGAUUGCCGCUCGUGAUGCCGCGUCUGCCGCUACGCAGGCCUGGGGAUACCGCGCUGUUCAGAGUGCACGCGGCGUCCCAGGCCUUGACCGAUUGAUCGACCGCACGCCCCUCAGUCGCCUCGCCCCGCCUUCGGCCAUCAUCAGCCGCGACGACUACGAGGCAAUUCCUCUAACGGCCGCCGACGACCGCGAUGCCCGCUACCAUUAGGCAGUUUGACCGUAUCAUAGUUUGUAUUAGGGAUGUAAUGAUUGUAUUAGC
Molecule: messenger RNA, 3571 nt
Organism: Cutaneotrichosporon oleaginosum
Lineage: Eukaryota; Fungi; Basidiomycota; Tremellomycetes; Trichosporonales; Trichosporonaceae
Biological process (GO): copper ion homeostasis; monoatomic cation transport
Cellular component (GO): membrane
Molecular function (GO): ATP hydrolysis activity; copper ion binding; P-type divalent copper transporter activity
Source: RefSeq, a predicted model, not a curated record